CGAACGCACGGGGAAUGUUAAUGUUUAUUUCUCGAAAAAAGUAAGAUUAAAAUGGCAGUGAUGGGAAUCCUGUCCAUUCACCGGCAAAGUGACGAAACAAAAAUCCCAGUUUCAAAGUCCAGCCUGAGACCGGCUCCUGCUCUUGACGAAUGUGACUGCAUCGUGACACUGGCAGGUGAGUGACAAUGUGAGUGACGUGAAGUGAAUACGCCAGAUGGGCAGGAACCACCUAUAAAGCUGCCUAAGGUACCUGGUAUCCAUCAUUCUUUGGGCAGGGCGGGCAGGAACAAUGGCAUGCCAGUGCAGGUGGACAGGAAAUGUUCUGGGCCACCACGGUGGACUUGGGAUUGGAUUGUUUCUAUCCCACUGGCACCCUGCACCGCACACAGGGACACUGUCAAUGGAUUACCCUGCUACUCUACUGUACAAGGUACAUUGGAUUACUAGUACUCUGCUACAAUCAUGAUGGAUUUCUUGAUGAGGCCACCGUUUCGUCCCUUCCCUCUGUGCCAUAUCACAAGAACACUUUCCAGAAUGGAUGAAAAACUGGGACCGAUUCGAGUUCCUUGCUGGGGACAAUCGGAUCCUGGGGAUGAUGUACAAGUUUGUGCGGGUCGACUGCCGGGACUGGUACAUGAACCCCGAUUACCUGGUCCUGUUCGCGGAUCAAGACCAUCGUUGAGCGAGGAGGAACUCUCUUCCACACAUCGACGAACAUGCCAUCAAUCGAAGGGUUCAGCAAGACAAUCAAGCUUUGGGACCCUAAAGAAGACCCAUGGAGACGAUUAUGCUCCUAUUUGCCCCUACGAGAACAAAUUCGAGGGGAUUUGUCUCUUAGCGAAGAGGAGUUAGAACUGGCGGCGGUAAUUCGAAAUGCUCGUGCAACAGCGCAAGCCAGUGAACGAUCUAGACAACAUCGGUUAAAGCGACGCGCCGAAGACCCCGAUGCCUUUAGAGCGGAAAUGACGGCGCAGGAAUUAGAUUGGCAAGAAUGAAAUCCAGGAAAGUACAGCAAACCGCCGCCAAAGUCAGAAACAAGGCGAAGGAAGAAAAACGCUUCUACUGUGAAGUGUGCGACCUAGCAUUAGCUUCCCAACAAGCAUUGGAUAGCCAUAUAACGACUAAACGCCACCACGAUGCCGAAGAAGGCAACAAAAAAACAACAAUCACGAAGAGUGCUGUGGCUGUAAAAGCGGUCCGGAGUGCGGCCAAGGAGGCGAAGUUGCACUAUUAAUUGUGCAAUAUAUAACAAGGCUUUUAACAACGACUGGGAAUUACAAAGACACCUCACCUAGCAACUCCCAAACAUGCCAAACGGCUGGCCAAAAGCACUGGUUCUACCUAAACACCCCCAAAAAACACCUGGACUGUGGUGCCGGUCUGGAAGAAUCCAACAUCACCAAGAGUGCCGUAGCCGUCGCCUACCCACAUCCAUACGAAGCCUGUGAUUGCCGGCGAGUCUUCUUUUACUCGGGUUUCUCUCGUUCACUGUAUUGGACGGCUUCUCUUGAUGACAGAGAAAUUCCCGAUGAAGUGCAAUCCGCUGAAUGAUAUUGCAGCGACGAUCAGCUUGAGCGAGGCACGCACAUGCAUAGCCAAGACACACAAACAACAGUCGCAAGCACAUCGUCCCAGAGCAACGGCAACUUCUAGCCAGCGGGAACACAUGACUGGGAAAUUGCAAGCCUGACAGCGGUCAGAAACGCCCCGAAAGAGGGGACUAGACAAGUGCCCGCCACGUCAGAUCAUGCCCAUCUUUGGCAGAUCGGCGUCCGGAUCGUCGACUCGAACUCCAAUGACUGGGUCCGAGAAAUGACCAUUCAUAGACAAGACGACGCUGUGAUGACGGGACGACCUCUCCUGCUGCUCGUCGUACGUCGGCGUGGUGCAACCCAAGGCUCAAAGAAGUGGCGCCCAGCCGCGGAUAGGACGGUGUGUUCUUAGCAAGACACAACAAUGCAGGCCGUAAUCAGCCCCUCAAGCAGGAGAGAGACCAAAGGCACUAUUCUAUAGCACCAACUAGACAAGAGCACCGUAACAAUAAUAAUAAUGUUCCAGUGUAUCAGAUGAGCUUGGCUUCCCAGGAGCAAAGAUGGAGACGGGGAGAAACAGGCAAUCUUAAUGGCG
Molecule: messenger RNA, 2127 nt
Organism: Exophiala dermatitidis NIH/UT8656
Lineage: Eukaryota; Fungi; Ascomycota; Eurotiomycetes; Chaetothyriales; Herpotrichiellaceae
Exons: 1
Coding region: 463-852 (129 amino acids)
Source: RefSeq, a predicted model, not a curated record